UCCUGCCACAUCCAUUUGACGAUGCAUUUCGGGAAUUGUAGUUCAGAGGUAAAUGUGAACCAACCUGUGGAGAUUUCGGGUCUUCCAGGGUGGUUGCCCAGCUCCACAAUUGCAGGACUGCGGGUUUGUCUUUUUAGGACUCUGGUCAAGAAGUAUCAAGAGAUGAGAAUGACUACUGAGCUUCUCCCAGCCAGGUCCCAGAAAUCCCUGACAUUCCAGGAUGUGGCUGUGGACUUCACCCAGGAGGAAUGGGGGCUGUUGGAGCCGGCUCAGAAGGACAUGUACAGGGACGUGAUGCUGGAGAACUAUGAGAACUUCAUCUCCCUGGGGCUUAUGGAACCCAAAGCAUCUAUGAUCUCCCUGUUGGAGAGAGGAGAAGCGCCGCCAGGCUUGUCAGAGGGAAGAGCCCCAAGAAGCAUUUUUGUAGAUUUUCUUCAUGAGUGUAAUAUACUUGGAAGACUUCAUCCUGGAGAGAAACCAUUUGAAUGUUAUCAGUGUGGGAAAUCUUAUUGCAGCAAGCAAUAUUUAACUGAACAUCAAAGAAUUCAUACUGGAGAGAAACCCUAUAAAUGUAAAGAAUGUGGAACGGCCUUUAGUCAGAAGAGACACCUUAAAAUACACAAUAUAAUUCAUACUGGAAAGAAACCUUUUGAAUGUAACCAAUGUGGGAAAGCUUAUUGCAGCAAACAAUACUUAACUGAACAUCAAAGAACUCAUACUGGAGAGAAACCCUAUAAAUGUAAUGAAUGUGGGGAAGCCUUCAAUCGUAAGCACUCCCUAGGCCAACAUGAGAAAAUACAUACUGGAGAGAAACCCUACAAAUGUAAUGAAUGUGGAAAAGCCUUUGGUCAGACAAGACACCUUAAAAUGCAUAAGAUCUUUCAUACUGGAAAGAAUCCUUUUGACUGUAAUGAAUGUGGGAAAGCUUAUUGUAGUAAACAAUAUCUAAUUGAACAUCAAAGAAUUCAUACUGGAGAGAAACCUUACAAAUGUAAUAAAUGUGGGAAAGCCUUUAACCGUAAACAUUCUCUAGGCCAACAUGAAAAAAUGCACACUGGAGAGAAACCCUACAAAUGUAAUGAAUGUGGGAAAGCUUAUAGUCAGAAGAGACACCUUAAAAUACACAAGAUAAUUCAUACUGGGAAGAAACCCUUUAAAUGUCAUGAAUGUGGGAAAGCUUACUGCAGGAAACAAUAUCUAACUGAACAUCAAAGAAUUCAUACUGGAGAGAAACCUUAUAAAUGUAAUGAAUGUGGGAAAGCCUUCAGUUCCAAGGCAAAUUUUUAUGUGCAUAAGAGAAUUCACAGUGGAGAGAAACCCUACAUAUGUAAUGAAUGUGGGAAAGACUUUACACAGCAAGGACAGCUUAAAAUGCAUAAGAUAAUUCAUACUGGAAAGAAGCCCUUUGAAUGUCAUGAAUGUGGAAAAACGUUCUAUACCAAUUCUGGCCUUAAAGAACAUAAGCUAAUUCAUUCUGGAGAGAAACCUUUUGAGUGUAUUGAAUGUGGGAAAGGCUUCAGGUUCAGCUCAGGUCUUCUGAAACAUCAGAGAAGUCAUUCUGAAGAGAAACCUUAUAAAUGUAAUGAAUGUGGGAAAGGCUUUAGACGGAGCUCUUACCUUAUUCAACAUGAGAGAAUUCAUACUGGAGAGAAGCCCUAUGAAUGUAAUGAAUGUGGGAAAAAUUUCAGGUGGAAGGGAAACCUUGAUUCACACAAGAGAGUUCAUAUUGGGGGGAAACCAUAUUCAUGUAAUGAAUGUGGGAAAACCUUCAGACAUAAGGACAGCCUUGAGACACAUGAGAAAAUUUGUACUGAGAGGAGUUAGAGGCUAAAUUUUGCUGCAUAUAAUAAAACCAUUCACAGAGAUGCUUCAAAUGUAAGGAAUCAGUGAAAACUGUCAUUUAUUAAGUAUUGUUUAUUAGUUAGGAAAUAUGGAAUUUAUACUGGUUAUAAACUAUGACUAAUGAAUGUAAGAAAGACUUCCACUGGAAGCAAAACCUUUAUAUAUACAUAAAACUCUUAAUAUUUAUAAGAAAUUUUAUUUUUAGUAUAAUUGGUGGGGGAAAUCUUCAAAUGGUAUGAAAUCCUUAAGGAAUUUGAGAGAAUAAUGGGGAGAAACCUGUUGGUACAUAAACUGUGGAAAAGGCUUAUUGAGAAAACAAAACUUAUUACAUAUUAGAGCUUUCAUGCUACAGACAGCACACUUAAUAUGAUAAAAGGGGACUAACUAAAACAACAGUAGACAUCUGGAGGACCAUAAGAGACUUCAUACUAGAGAAAGACACACUUUGAUUAUAAUGAAUUGGGAAAACCUUCAGGCUGAAUCAUACCUUUGCUACACAUCAUAAAAUUGUUGCUAUGGAGAUUCUAUUGAGGAAAACAUUAGUUAGGGGGAACACACUGCAUAACCUCAUAUAAUUUAUUAGAGUGAGAAUCUCCAUGAAUGCAGUAAGAAUAGUUGAAAACCAAUCAAUGACCUGAUACAAAUGAUUUACUCUGUGCAUGUGAUGAAAGAAUGCUUCAGAAGAGUUGAUAAUCUAAAAAAUUCAAUUAGAAGGGGCUACAAAGACCAUUUAGUCAAAUUUUCUCUGAAAAGGAAAAUUUUUAUGUGGUUCUCAAGUUUUAUUUAGUUCUUAUUUUAAGAUUUUUAAUGAGUGGGAGCCAGUUGCUUCUUUGAGGCAUCAGGCUCCACUUUUGGAUUUAUCUAAUCAUUCAGUUCCUUAAAUUAAGCCAAAAUUUGCUUCUUUGCACUUUCUCCCUUUUCCCCUAGCUCUGCCCUCUGUGGCCAAAUACAAUUUUCUUAAUACCUUUUCCUUGUGACAGCUCAUCAUAUACUUGAUUUUGGCCCCUCCUUUUCUUCAACAGAAACAUCUUCAGUUACUUCACCUCAUCUUCAUAUAACAUGAACUGAGGCCAUUUCACUAUCCUAGUUGAUCUCUUUUCAACAAUCAAGCUUAUCAUUUAUCUUCAUAAAAAUGUUGUGCCUUAAUGAAAAAUAUAAUUAUAAUUACUCACCAAUUAAUUACUGGCUUACUAAGUGCCAAGUGUGGGGCUAAGUACUGAGGAUAUAAAUACAAAGGAAAGAAUUUCUGCUUCCAGGGAGCUUAUAUUUUAAUAGGGGAAGAUAUACAUAGGGGAGUCAUGAUUUUGGCUUGGAAAGUUAAGGAUAGUGAAUCAAUUGAUGUGCCCUUCUUUCUUUUUUAAAUUUAUUUAGAAUAUUUUCCCAUGGUUACAUGAUUUAUGAUUUUUCUCACCCUUCCUCCCCCCACCCCCAUCCUGGAGCUGAUAAGCAAUUCCACUGGGUUAUACGUAUAUCAUUGUUCAAAACCUAUAUUCAUAUUAUUCAUAUUUGCAAUAGAGUGAUAUUGUAAUGCUAACACCUCAGUCAUAAUAUCCCUGAUGUGCCCCUUUUGAUAGCAUUGGUAAUAUUAAUUUGAUUUUGGUUAUAGAGAUGGAAAACUGGAAAUGAUAGGAGAGGGAUGAGUGGAAGAGUAUAUGGUGUGGUUGGUUAGAUUGCAAAAGAUGGCCAUGGUACAAUAUCAAACAUGGCUAGAUAUUGUGGGUCUUUUAUUAUGCUCAUUAAAUAGAAUAGCACAGCCUUAUGCUUAGAAUUCCAGAGCUGAGAGGAAGAAGUCCCUUAGACAUGGUAUCUGACCUAUGAAGUAGUAUGGAAGAUGGAAAGGUCCUGGAGGACCAUAGGGUAUAGCAGUAGGCAAGGCAGAAGACUGGGGUAGAAUUUCAAGCAUGGUGGAGCCAGUUACAUAUGGAUUAUGUGAUAUACUAACAGUCAGGGAGUGAAGAGCCUGGAGUCGAAAUUCUAGAGCUGAAGACAUGGUCUAAAAUCUGCAAUUCCAAAGGUACAGUGGUAGGCAAGGUCAAGGGAAAGAUGACCAGAAAAAAGGCCAGUUAGACAUACUGGGGCAAUUGAUGCACUUACCAAUCAGGAUAGCAUAGGCUUUGGAGUGGGAAAUCCAGAAAUGAAGGUUAUGUUCCAGAGCUAAUGAGACUAUUCUGGAUAGAUGUGACUAGGAGAACAAUAGAACAGUACUGUCCUCAUUUUGAAUAAUAUAACAUGCUUAAUGCAUCCCGAGGUUGAAUUAGUUAGUUGGUUUUUGUUUUGUUUUGUUUUGUUUUUGCUGUACUUUGACAUUCUUUGACAUCUUUUGGGCCUCUCAUUCAUCCAGAUCUCCAGACUUUUAUCAGAUGAACUGCUCUCUAGCAAUGCCCCCUCCCAGCCCCCUCACAUACUUGUGUAAUUGAUGUGAUCAGCCCAAGUGCAAAUUAAUGCAUUUACCCCAAUUGCAUUUCAUCUGACUCAGUUUGGUCCAGGAUUCUAGCAGAUCAAACUUUUUAAAAUCCUGACACAUGGAUCCUACCUAGUAUGAUAGCUUUCCCAUUUUUGUUCCAUCUGCAAAUUUGAUAAUGAUACCUUAAUCCAACUAUUAAAAAUGUUAAAUAGCACAGAUCUCUGGAACACUGCACUGGAGAACCCUUUCCCCAUUGACUAACAGUUUUAUGACAGAUCCCCCCCCCCCUUCAGUAAUAAUACUGUUGUCUUGGGAGAAAACUGGCUUGGAAAUUCCCUCCAGUUAUGUGGUCCCUAUUAGCAGCAUAUUGACUUAGAAAACCACAAAUUAACAUCAUCUUUAUUGUAUUAUAUUUUUGUUUAUUCUAUUAAAUAAUUGGCCACAGCGAGUUCACAUAAAGUUCUAGAGUAUUUCCUUGAAUCCUGAUACCGUGAAGCCCUGAAGCACUUUAUUCACCUAUCUUUUCCAAUCAUAUGAUUUAUUGAUGACAUUCUUUAUUCCUGUUUUUGGAGUUCCUCAUUGGUAAUAUGUUAUACCUUGUUCAUACUCACAUGAACCUCUCCAUUGACUUCUGUGUGAUACUCAUGUCUAAUUCUUUGGAGCCUUGAAUUCUGUGUUUUAUAGUAAAUAUUAAAUAUAAAAAUACUAAUUUUUAAAUGAAAUGUAAAUAUAAAAUUAAAUUUAAAUAUUAAAACAUUAAAAUUAAAUAUAAAAAUUA
Molecule: messenger RNA, 5024 nt
Organism: Monodelphis domestica (gray short-tailed opossum)
Lineage: Eukaryota; Metazoa; Chordata; Mammalia; Didelphimorphia; Didelphidae
Biological process (GO): regulation of transcription by RNA polymerase II
Molecular function (GO): RNA polymerase II cis-regulatory region sequence-specific DNA binding; DNA-binding transcription factor activity, RNA polymerase II-specific
Source: RefSeq, a predicted model, not a curated record